Engraulis encrasicolus (European anchovy) is the source of this 1827-nucleotide messenger RNA. It is a transcript of the gene g6pc1a.2, whose product is annotated as glucose-6-phosphatase catalytic subunit 1a, tandem duplicate 2. Gene Ontology annotation, biological process: glucose 6-phosphate metabolic process; gluconeogenesis. Gene Ontology annotation, cellular component: membrane. The record is from RefSeq and is a predicted model, not a curated record. Bases 144 to 1217 code for a protein of 357 amino acids. Lineage: Eukaryota; Metazoa; Chordata; Actinopteri; Clupeiformes; Engraulidae. The transcript is spliced from 5 exons. Gene Ontology annotation, molecular function: glucose-6-phosphatase activity.
CUUCAGGAUACCAGUCUCCUAUCCCUCCAAGGCAGGCAGGCAGGCAGGCAGGCAGACCCCACUGCAACGGGAAAGGCUUUGUACAGUGGUUCUUUCUUCUGAGAGUGAGUUCUGAGCUCCGGAGCCAACCACCAACAAGCAUCAUGGAAGCUAUGACCGGGCUCAUGGACGCUAUGAGCGGCUAUGGGGUGUUAGCCACAGAGUACCUCCAGACCAACUAUAAGGAUGCCCAGAGCUGGUUCCUCUUCGUCUCUUGGGCCGCAGACCUGAGGAACACCUUCUUCGUCUUCCUCCCACUUUGGUUCCACCUGAAGGAGUCGGUAGGGAUCAAGCUCAUCUGGGUGGCAGUGAUCGGGGACUGGCUCAACCUGGUCUUCAAAUGGAUUCUGUUUGGGGAACGGCCAUACUGGUGGGUCCAUGAGACAAGCUACUUCAGCGAGCCAAGGCCACAUAUCGAGCAGUACCCCAUGACCUGUGAGACCGGCCCAGGAAGUCCAUCUGGCCAUGCCAUGGGUGCGGCUGGGGUCUACUACGCCAUGGUAACCUCCAUCCUCGUCAUGCUCCUCAACAAGAAGAGGAAGAGGUCCUCCACCAAGGGCAUGUAUAUUCGUGGAGCCCUGUGGACCUUCUUCUGGGCCGUCCAGGUGUGCGUCUGCCUCUCCAGAGUCUUCAUCGCUGCCCACUUCCCCCACCAGGUGGUUUGUGGAGUGCUCACAGGCAUCGCUGUGGCCGAGGCCUUCAACCGCGUGCAGUGGAUCUACACGGCCAGCCUGAAGCAGUACUGUGGCGUGACCCUCUUCCUCACCUCCUUCGCCGUGGGCUUCUACCUGCUGCUGAAGGCCGUGGGUGUGGACCUGCUGUGGACCCUGGAGAAGGCCCAGCACUGGUGCGUCAACCCCGCCUGGGUGCACAUGGACAGCACGCCCUUCGCCAGCCUGCUGCGCAACAUGGGCACCCUGUUUGGCCUGGGCCUGGGCCUGCACUCGCCCCUCUACACCGAGAACAAGAAGAGCAGUGGCGCCGCCUACAGGGUCGGAUGCGUCGUCUCAACCUUGCUGCUGCUGCAUCUGUUUGACUCUAUCAAGCCGCCCACGCACACGGCCGCACUCUUCUACCUGCUCUCCUUCUGCAAGAGCGCCACCGUUCCCUUGGCGACAGUUAGCAUCAUCCCAUACUGCGUCUCUGGGCUGCUGAACAUGAACAAGAAGCAUGUCUAAAAGCAGUGUGAGUAGGAAAGCAUGGCAACCGGAACAUGGAACUGUUUCACAUUCACAACCAAAGAUUCUAGAACAUAGCGCUCCAGAAUCUUUUUUCACACUUCUCACGUCAAGAAUACAGUGUUUACCGGUGCUUCAUAUCCCAUAACACAUACAUUAAGUUAUUUUUCAUUCAAAACGGGACUGCGGCAGAAAACUUUACAAAAAUCUCCUAAAACUAUAUUUAUUAAGAACUUUUUUUUCCUCUUUGAAAUAUAGAACAUACCUGUGAAGGGUAACGGCAGAGAAGGUUCACAUAGCACUUGCUACAGUAUGUACUGUUGAAGCCAAAGUAGGCAAAGUUAAGGGCUAUUUUAAGUCCUGUGAAUAAUUUCAUGUAAUUGUUGUGUUUUGUUGACGAAUGUAUUCAUUGUGAAAUGUUGGGUUUGGCAUCUAAGCUCAUCAUUUUCAGUGUAUCGGAUCAAAUAGAUCAAACCUUUCAGGGACAAAGAAAUGAAAUACUAGUUUUUUUUGGUGCAUAUUCAUAUUUGUUUUGUAAAUGUUAUUUUAGUGGAAUUCUAUUUUUUAAAUUCUGUAAGGCCAUUUGUAAUAAAAUAUUUCAAAAUACCAA